AUGUCUGGCGAGAAGUAUUCCUAUGGUCCUUCCGGCCCGUGGGAGCCUGUCGACAACUACACUACAUCGCACCUCGACGCACGCCUCAAGCCUUCGCUGACCGAAGCCCUCGAUCAUGCCGACAAGAACUCGCAGGCUAAGGGAUUGCCCGAUAUUGCUGUCUCUCGCCCCCAAGGGAAAUUCCUUAUGCUGCAAGCCCGGCUCCUGAGAACCAAGCACGUUGUCGAGGUCGGUACCUUGGGCGGAUACAGUUCCAUUUGGUUCGCCCAUGCAAGUCCGGAUAUUAGGGUCACCACCAUCGAGGUCAACGAACACCACGCUGCCGUGGCCCGUGAAAACCUCAAGUUUGCCGGCGUUGAUGACCGCGUCGAGGUGCUUGUAGGAAGCGGCUCCGACGUCAUGGCCAAGCUCGUCGACGAAGUCAACCAAGGGAAAAGGGAACGCUUUGGACUCGCCUUCAUCGAUGCCGACAAGGAAAACAAUUGGACCUACUUUGACCAUGCUGCGAAUAUGUCCAUUCCUGGCGCCUGCUUGAUCGUGGACAAUGUCGUCAGACAGGGCUCCCUCGCCGACGCUGAGUUUGCCAAAACCAACAGCAGGACUGCAGGCUCUAGGCUGCUGGUCGAGAAGGUAGGACAAGACGAACGCACCGACGCCAUGGUAAUGCAGACGGUGGGUGGGAAAUCUUAUGACGGCUUCCUCUUUGCUGUUGUUCGGGACGAUAUCUUGGAAUUUCUCAAGAGCAAGCAGGCCUGA
Lasiodiplodia theobromae is the source of this 756-nucleotide messenger RNA. RefSeq names its product O-methyltransferase. Lineage: Eukaryota; Fungi; Ascomycota; Dothideomycetes; Botryosphaeriales; Botryosphaeriaceae. The record is from RefSeq and is a predicted model, not a curated record. Bases 1 to 756 code for a protein of 251 amino acids. The transcript has a single exon. Gene Ontology annotation, molecular function: O-methyltransferase activity; S-adenosylmethionine-dependent methyltransferase activity.